CAAUCUGUUUCGUGCUCGGUUUGCUUCUUUCUCUUUUACCCAAUCGCCACAACAUUCUAACGAUAUGUUCGGCUUUGACAAUCAAUGGUGCUUGCACAUGAUCCCGGCGCUCUUGUCGGCCUUUGCCUUUACGACCGCGGCCCUGGCAAGCUUUUGGUGCGAGACCAUCAAAUUUGUACCCAACGACGACACCCCUAAUAACCUGCCCAGCUUACAUUUUGGAAUAUGGUACCAACGCCAAACGGAGGUUAAGUCGAUUGAAGUAGGCGACAACGUGCGUGUUGUUGUGCGCAACACCUGUGUCGACUAUCCCGGUUCCAUUGACAUCGAUUCAAGCUGGAAGACGGCCCGGGCCUUUUCCGUCAUGGCCUUGCUCAUUGGGGGCCUCGUAACGUUUGCCUUGGUUCUCGCACCAUGCGCCUACUCAUACGCAGGCAAAGGGCGCUGGCAGAGUGUAGCGAUCUUUUGUUUGGUCGUUCUUCCCUUAUUCCAAGGACUGACAUUUUUGCUAUUCCAAUCCGACGCUUGUUUAGAAAACCCAGUCGUUAGCAAUAUUCGAAAUACGGAGGACCAGCAGCAAGGCUUGGAUUUUUACCCUGACGAAUGCGAGUGGGAUGCGGGAAGCUCAGCCAAUGUCUCCGCCGCAGUCCUUUGGUUUGUUGCCGGAUUGGCGAUGUUGGCUAUGGGAGCCCCCCGACGACCGGAACGUCCUCCGCCAGAAACGCAACAAGUUACCUACCAGCACACCGAAAAUCUCGACGGUACCGCAACUGUAGCUGAAACAGCCGUCGUGAAGGGUACCGCAAUUAGCACGGAAGACCCACACUCCGCUGUGACGGAAUAGACAUGGCAGAAUUGGGGGUUUCAACAUAUUUCAUUUACUGUUAAUUCUAUUUUACUAACAAG
Messenger RNA from Phaeodactylum tricornutum CCAP 1055/1, 906 nucleotides. RefSeq lists its product with no specific name. The record is from RefSeq and is a predicted model, not a curated record. The transcript is spliced from 2 exons. Bases 65 to 844 code for a protein of 259 amino acids. NCBI's taxonomy places the organism in Eukaryota, Bacillariophyta, Bacillariophyceae, Surirellales, Neidiaceae.